AUGAGAUACGAGGAGAAGGCGUGGAUCGCGACGAUCGAGCAACGAGAGACGAUUCUGGAGAUUAAGAGGAACGUGGCCGAGACGCAGAACAAGACGGAGGCGACGAGGGAGUCGUACGUGCCGUGCAGGAAAGAGUUUUUUUGGAAAUUGCCUCCGUUAGUUCUCGAAUAUUAUAGUUCUCCUAGUUCUCGAACUUUAACUACUUUCAGUUUUGGCCAAUCUUCCCGUUCAACAAGAAGUUGAGCCAGUGGGCGCAGAAACUCAACGUCGACGAAAAAAAGAUUUUUAAAGAGAUGAACCUCUUCCAAAUCGCUCAUCUUGUCAUCAGUACGGACAGGAAAAAGCAAGCAGAAGACUCGAGUGAGUUCAUUUUUUUCGCCUUUUUUUUGUACCGAGUAUCAAAGUUUGAAGUUUGCAGGCGGGAUCCCUGUGGAAAGAGCUUGUGGAGCUUGUGAAAGCAAAAGAUGCUGCACAAACGAAAGAGUUUAUCGCGAAGAACUGGCAGAUGAAGAUCGGAAACUAUACGAGCCAAUACGUGGUGAAUGCGCCGGAAGUUCGGGCGGAUCACAAACUUCUGUGGACCGGCCUGCCGCAGGGGCCGAACAACAAAAUGAACAGUCUCGUUGCCAUUAAGGCCGUCCACGAGUACCGAAUGCUCGCCGUCCUCCUCAAAACGCCUCCGCAAUGCUUCCUCGAACCGUACUACGAGGCGAAAACGUCUCCACCGCCGGGAACAAGGAUCUCCUACCGGCACUACUGUCUGCUCCAUUCGCGAUUGGCUUGCGACAGUCUCGGAGGCCGAAUCAAUGAAUUGAGUGCGGCGGAACAGCAAAAGUUGUUCGACAUAAGCUUGACAAUGGAUACCGAUGAGCCGGAAUCCUGGCACGAUAUGUUCGUGCUCCUUUUUCCUUGA
Caenorhabditis sp. 36 PRJEB53466 is the source of this 913-nucleotide messenger RNA. Lineage: Eukaryota; Metazoa; Nematoda; Chromadorea; Rhabditida; Rhabditidae. The record is from the annotation of a GenBank genome assembly.